Cajanus cajan (pigeon pea) is the source of this 2362-nucleotide messenger RNA. Its product is annotated as pollen receptor-like kinase 4. Gene Ontology annotation, molecular function: protein kinase activity; ATP binding; protein binding. Gene Ontology annotation, biological process: protein phosphorylation. The record is from RefSeq and is a predicted model, not a curated record. NCBI's taxonomy places the organism in Eukaryota, Viridiplantae, Streptophyta, Magnoliopsida, Fabales, Fabaceae.
GAGGUCCUUAGAGCUCUCGCGCAAACAGCUCAAGUUGUGAAAACACCCAAAAUUAAGCUGACACGAGACGCAAAAAAAUUAGCACAUUCUCAGCCUAUUCCUUUCAUUAUUGUUAUCGAUCUGUUGGUACUAGCCGGCCUCUUUCUUAGCCCCUAACCUAACAGCUCCAUCGCCUUGGCCUUUGGUCACUAAUGAUCAGAGAUGGUGCUGUAUAAUAAAAGUAAUAAUAAUAAUGAUAGUAAUACUAAAGAGAAAAGAAUGGCAUAUAGUUGAAUACUACUACUUUGUGGGUUGUGGGUCUCCCAUCCUGUCAUUAUUAUUGUUACUAUUGUGGGUGUGAUUGUCAACGGUAAUGGGCGCGCGCUGUGCUUGGCUUGUGCGCGCACCAUUCAAUAAUGACAAGUUGUGGUUCACCUUGGGGGUAUUGGUAUCAUGUUGGUGCACAGCAGCAGCGGCUAUGUCAGAUGCUCAGGCGCUGCUGAAGUUCCGGGGUUCUUUGACAAAUGCGGGAGCCCUUAGCAGUUGGGAUCCAUCCACAAACCCAAAGCCACCUUGCACUGGAAACAUUUCCAAUUGGGUGGGCCUGUUUUGUAUCAAGGACAAGGUUUGGGGGUUGCGCCUGGAGAACAUGGGCCUAACCGGCAAUAUCGACAUCAACUCUCUCGCUUCAAUCCCCGCUCUGCGCUCGAUUAGCCUCAUGAACAAUACCUUUGUGGGUCCUUUGCCUAACGUCAGGAUGCUCCCAAAUCUCAAGGCCCUCUACUUGUCCUACAAUCAUUUCUCGGGACAGAUACCUGACGAUAUAUUUACGAGUUUGCAUAGAUUGAGGAAGCUGUAUUUGGCCAAUAACGAGUUCUCGGGUACAAUCCCUUCCUCUAUUCCCACCUUGCCUAGUCUCCUCGUCCUCAGGCUCGAUUCAAACAAGUUUCAAGGUCAAAUCCCCCGAUUUCGACACAAUAAUAAUUUGAAGAUUCUCAACCUUUCUAACAAUGAAUUAGAGGGUCCCAUCCCGACCAAUAUAAGCACCUUCGGCGCGUCCGCCUUCAACGGAAACUCAGGACUAUGCGGGCCACCCCUGAAGAAUGAGUGCCAAGCGUCACUCGGAUCCAAAAUGCGGAUUCAAAAAAUUUUAAUUGUUGUGUUCGCGACAGCAUUCAUAGUAGCCAUGGUGGUUGUAGUGUUGGUGAUAUGUCGGUUGAGGUCAGUGAAAAACCAACAGCAACAGGCCUCAGCGUUGCAGGGCCAGGGCCAAGCCUCAAAUAAAUACGCUCCUCCCAUUUAUGUGAAAACUAAAAGCCUAGCAGAUUACCGUGAUGCUAGUCCGAGGCAGGUAGCACCAGAUCACGGGCGUGGGCGUGCCAGGAGGGCGGAACAAGGGAAACUGACAUUCGUGAGGCACGACCAACUCAAGUUUGAUUUGCAGGAUUUGCUGAAGGCUUCCGCUGAAAUUUUAGGAAGUGCCGGAUUUGGGUCUUCCUACAAGGCCGUCAUUUUGGACGGUCAAGCCGUGGUUGUCAAGCGGUACAAGCAUAUGAACAAUGUGCCAAGAGAGGAGUUCCACGAGCACAUGAGAAGGCUAGGCAAUCUCAACCAUCCCAAUCUUCUCCCUCUCGUCGCCUAUUAUUAUAGGAGAGAAGAAAAGCUUUUGCUCGCUGCCUUUGUCGACAACGGUUGCUUGGCCAGCCGUCUUCAUGGUAAUCAUAGCUAUCAAAAGCCCGGACUUGAUUGGCCAACUCGCUUGAAAAUCGUCAAAGGUGUAGCCAGGGGUUUGUCUUACCUAUACACUGCGCUCCCAAGCGUCAUUGUGCCUCAUGGUCAUCUGAAAUCUUCCAACGUGCUUUUGGAUGAAUCCUUUGAGCCCCUACUCACUGAUUAUGCCCUCAGUCCCGUCAUCAACCUUGACCAUGCCCAACAAGUCAUCAUGCCUUACAAAUCUCCCGAGUAUGCUCAACUUGGUCGCAUUACAAAGAAGACUGAUGUAUGGAGUUUUGGAAUUCUAAUACUCGAGAUCUUAACCGGCAAAUUCCCUGAGAACUAUCUUACACUUCGGUAUAAUACUGAUUCUGACAUAGCUAGUUGGGUAAAUACCAUGAUUACUGAGAAGCGCACCAGUGAUGUGUUUGACGUAGAGAUGGGAGGAAUCGGAAAUAGUAAAGCUCAGUUGCUCAAACUCUUAAAGAUUGGCUUGAGUUGUUGUGAGGAGAAUGUGGAAAGAAGGCUAGAUAUCAAGGAAGCUCUUGCACAAAUUGAAGACUUGAAAGAAACUGAAAAUGAUGUAAUUAUUGGAGAUUACUCCUCCACUAUUAUAACCUCCGAAAGGAAUAUUUAUAGAGCUGUGUGAUUGUCACUCGCUUUUUUUUUU